GUAUUGUCUGGCCUUUGGGCCCGGUAUAUCUGUGGCCCCGUUUGUGCCAUCUGUAGUGGAAUUACAUAAUUUCUCCCUUUACCAGUGAUGGCUGGUAUGCUCACUUUUUCUUCGCGGAAUCUUCCGCAGAAUGUACUGAGGCUAACGUCGAAAGUAUUUGAAAUAAAAAGUUUUCAGGUGAGCUUGAAAUCACGAUCUUAUCACCAAGGACGAGCGUGUAAUAAAUGGGCGCGACAUGUUUGUGUACAACGUUUCAAACAAAAUGGUCAACGAACAAAAUGCCACCAACAUUGGUACCCUGUUUUACGACAUUUUCAGUCAUCCGCUGCUUUAUGUGAUGAAAUAAAAAUAGUGACCGUUCCUCAAUUUGCAGAGUCAGUUUCGGAAGGAGAUGUGAGGUGGGAGAAAGCUGUGGGAGAUACCGUAGCUGAAGAUGAAGUUGUGUUAGAAAUUGAAACAGAUAAGACUUCGGUCCCCGUUCCUGCACCAGGUGCUGGUGUUAUAGAAGAACGUUUUGUGGAUGAUGGAGCCACUGUUAAGACUGGAGAGAAACUCUUCAAGCUUAAGCUUAUAGCGGGAGGAGUUGCUGCUGCUCCAGCAAAGAAGAAAGAAGCUGUGGCGGCGGAACCUAGCCCCCCUCCGCCACCGGCAGCUGCGGCAGCUCCUCCACCUCCGCCGCGACCUCCACCGCCACCUCCUCCACCUCCACCCCAAGGACCAAUUUCUUCGAUCCCAGUGGCUGCUAUCCGACAUGCUCAAGCCAUCGAAGCUGCAACUGUUAAGCUGCCACCUGCAGAUCCUACAUCUGAAAUUACUGGAACACGAUCUGAACAGCGAGUCAAGAUGAAUCGAAUGAGGCAGCGUAUAGCACAGCGUCUCAAAGAGGCUCAAAACACAAAUGCUAUGCUUACUACAUUUAAUGAGAUUGAUAUGAGUAACAUUAUGGAGUUCCGGAAAGCUCACUUGGAAGCAUUCCAGAAAAAAUACAGUAUCAAGUUUGGCUUCAUGUCUGCGUUUGUCAAAGCAGCUGCUUUCGCGCUACAGGACCAACCAGUUGUGAAUGCAGUAAUCGAUGGCAGUGAAAUAAUAUACCGUGAUUAUGUGGAUAUCUCUGUUGCUGUGGCCACUCCCAAGGGUUUAGUCGUACCAGUAGUACGAAACGUAGAAUCAAUGAAUUAUGCCGAAAUUGAACUGGCAAUCGCUGCCCUGGGAGAAAAGGCGAAGAAGGGUGCAUUAGCUGUUGAAGAUAUGGAUGGAGGAACAUUCACCAUCAGUAAUGGUGGUGUGUUUGGUUCCCUGAUGGGAACACCCAUCAUCAAUCCUCCUCAAUCAGCUAUUCUAGGCAUGCAUGCAAUUUUUGACAGACCUGUGGCCAUAAAAGGACAGGUUGUCAUCAGGCCUAUGAUGUAUGUUGCGUUAACAUACGAUCAUCGUCUUGUCGAUGGGCGUGAAGCAGUUCUUUUCCUGCGUAAAAUCAAAGCAGCGGUGGAAGACCCAAGGACAAUUUUGCUGGGUAUAUAGAUUGAUAUUGGUUUUGACACUGAAGAUCCUAAGAAGUGAAUUUUGUUACUGCAAGACAGUGGCAUCGUGUAAAACCAUGCAUUCAUUUGGAUGGAAAGGGUUUUUUUUCCAGAUGUACUACGUAGAGUAUCUGCAGAGGACUCUCAGUAGUAAUGUAGAGCAGUUUUGAAACUUAUUUAUUUUGUGAGCCUUACCCUUCCUUGUUCGUCCAACAGUUGUGGUUUACGGCGUCUUUAAUGGACGUUGGCUGCUGUUGUGUUGCUGUGUCGAUGCUUUCAAGGUGAGGGGUUCACUUUUUAACUAUUAUGCUUGGAGUAAAGUUGAUGGCGCAUGGAAAGUUGCGAAUUGAAUUUUAUUUCAUGUAAUUAUACCACCUUAAAUAAAUCGGAAGUCGGGAAAGCUCAACAUGUUUUUAAUUUAAAAUAUUGAAAUUAGAUUGUUGACCAUGUUAACAAUUUUUUGCUGUGAUUAAAAUGGCCCUGUAACCUCUGUAAUCAGUAAUAAUUUAUAGUCUGUAAAUGUUCAUAUUUCUUUAGAAAGAUGUUUUGAUGGGGUGGUAUACAGCGUAGAACGUGGGUGGUUAGUCCCCUCUUUCUUUCACUUUCAUUACAGGGUAUGGUUGAAGACUUAGAUUGUAAUUUUAGAUAUUUUCUGCAGAUGUAAUGAAUAUUGUUGUGUUCUGACAUUUGUUAUCCUCUGAUUCUGGAAUGGUUUGUAAGUAAUUCUGAAUGCCACUCUUAAAAGGAGAAAGAUUUGUAUUACUCCGUGUGGCAUUUGAUAAUAAUUUAUUUUCCUGAAUGCAAUUUACAAAUUUGCAUAAAUUUGAAAUUUGAAAAAUUCGUAACAGUUAAAAUUUUGUAACAUCAUAUAUCUCAUAUCAUUGACACUUCUCACUUGUUAAUGUAAAAUAAACUUUGUAAAUAAAACUCACAUUUGGAAAAGGUUAUAAUUAUGUAAUGAAAUCGAGUACUUAAUAUUCAAGAUUAUAUUCUUAACUUUA
This is a messenger RNA of Zootermopsis nevadensis, 2521 nucleotides long. The record is from RefSeq and is a predicted model, not a curated record. NCBI's taxonomy places the organism in Eukaryota, Metazoa, Arthropoda, Insecta, Blattodea, Termopsidae.